CAGCGGCAGCGGCAGCGGCGGCGGCAUCGUCGCCCCGGAGCGGGCGCAGGGUCUGCCACCCGCGGAGUGUGGACUGACAGCAGUCGAGGGGACAGAGCUGAACUUGGGUCACACAGUCCCUAGAGUCAACAAGACAUGGGCUCCACUGUGCAGCUCCUGACACCUCUGAUGUGACCAGAAGAUGUGGAGGGGAGCUGUCCCGACCAUGUAGAUGCCAGCCCCAGGGAUCACCAUGGGCCCCACUGAAUGGAGACUCCUGGGUCAGCAUUCCUGAGCCUCUUCGGCCCCUGGACUUCACCCCACUCCUGGAGACACUCCUCAGAGCUCUCCAGUGCUGUCGCCAGCCCACCUCAGCCAUCACCUCCUCCUGGGACUCGAAGUUGGCCGCCUCGUGCUACUAUCCUCUGGUGAAGGUGUACUGAGGACAGCCACACACAGCCAUCACCCAGAGGACCCUCUUCCAGUGCUGACCCUCAGGCCCAGCCUGAGCAGACACGUCAGCAAACAUGGGUGAUAUGACCAACAGCGACUUUUACUCCAAAAACCAAAGAAAUGAGUCGAGCCAUGGGGGCGAGUUCGGGUGCACCAUGGAGGAGCUGCGCUCCCUCAUGGAGCUGCGGGGCACGGAGGCUGUGGUCAAGAUCAAGGAGACGUAUGGGGACACUGAAGCCAUCUGCCGGCGCCUCAAAACCUCGCCUGUUGAAGGUUUACCAGGCACCGCUCCAGACUUGGAAAAGAGGAAACAGAUUUUUGGGCAAAACUUCAUACCUCCAAAGAAACCAAAAACCUUCCUGCAGCUGGUGUGGGAAGCGCUACAGGACGUGACACUCAUCAUCCUGGAGAUCGCGGCCAUCAUCUCCCUGGGACUGUCCUUCUACCACCCACCAGGAGAGAGCAAUGAAGGAUGUGCCACGGCCCAGGGUGGGGCAGAGGAUGAAGGUGAAGCAGAAGCAGGCUGGAUUGAGGGGGCUGCCAUCCUGCUGUCAGUCAUCUGUGUGGUCCUGGUCACAGCCUUCAAUGACUGGAGUAAGGAGAAACAGUUCCGGGGCCUGCAGAGCCGAAUUGAGCAGGAGCAGAAGUUCACUGUGGUCCGGGCCGGCCAGGUGGUCCAGAUCCCUGUGGCCGAGAUUGUGGUCGGGGACAUUGCCCAGAUCAAAUAUGGUGACCUUCUUCCCGCUGAUGGCCUCUUCAUCCAGGGAAAUGACCUCAAAAUCGAUGAAAGCUCACUCACAGGGGAGUCUGACCAGGUGCGCAAGUCUGUGGAUAAGGACCCCAUGUUGCUGUCAGGAACCCAUGUGAUGGAGGGCUCAGGACGGAUGGUGGUUACUGCUGUGGGUGUAAACUCUCAGACUGGCAUCAUAUUUACCCUGCUUGGGGCUGGAGGUGAAGAGGAAGAGAAGAAAGACAAAAAAGGUGUGAAGAAGGGGGAUGGCCUUCAGAUACCAGUAGGCUCAUGUCUCUGUGGUCGCCUUCUCCAUUGUGACAUUGCAUUUUCCAUCCUUCCCACCCCCACAGCGGCCGACGGCGCAGCGCCUGCAAACGCUGCAGGUGGCGCAAAUGCCAGCCUAGUCAAUGGUAAAAUGCAGGAUGGCAGUGCCGACACCAGCCAGAGCAAAGCCAAGCAGCAGGACGGGGCAGCCGCUAUGGAGAUGCAGCCUCUGAAGAGUGCAGAGGGCGGUGAUGCAGAUGACAAGAAGAAAGCCAACAUGCACAAGAAAGAGAAGUCGGUGCUUCAGGGCAAGCUCACCAAGCUGGCUGUGCAGAUAGGCAAGGCGGGCCUGGUGAUGUCGGCCAUCACGGUGAUCAUCCUGGUGCUCUACUUCACCGUGGACACCUUCGUGGUCAACAAGAAGCCGUGGCUGACGGAGUGCACGCCCGUCUACGUACAGUACUUUGUCAAGUUCUUCAUCAUUGGUGUGACGGUGCUGGUGGUCGCUGUGCCCGAGGGCCUCCCUCUGGCUGUCACCAUCUCACUGGCCUAUUCUGUGAAGAAAAUGAUGAAGGACAACAACCUGGUACGCCACCUGGAUGCCUGUGAGACCAUGGGCAAUGCCACAGCCAUCUGCUCAGACAAGACAGGCACGCUGACCACCAACCGCAUGACCGUGGUUCAGGCCUAUGUCGGUGACGUCCACUACAAGGAGAUCCCUGAUCCCAGCUCCAUCAAUGCCAAGACGUUGGAGCUGCUGGUCAACGCCAUUGCCAUCAACAGCGCCUACACCACCAAGAUCCUCCCCCCAGAAAAAGAGGGUGCCCUGCCCCGGCAGGUGGGCAACAAGACAGAGUGCGGCCUGCUGGGCUUUGUGCUGGACUUGAGGCAGGACUACGAGCCGGUGCGCAGCCAGAUGCCAGAGGAGAAGCUGUAUAAGGUGUACACCUUCAACUCCGUGCGCAAGUCCAUGAGCACCGUCAUCAAGAUGCCCGAUGAGAGCUUCCGCAUGUACAGCAAGGGCGCCUCAGAGAUUGUGCUCAAAAAGUGCUGCAAGAUCCUCAGUGGGGCAGGGGAAGCCCGGGUCUUCCGGCCCCGAGACAGGGACGAGAUGGUUAAGAAGGUGAUCGAGCCCAUGGCCUGUGACGGGCUCCGUACCAUCUGUGUGGCCUAUCGUGACUUCCCCAGCAGCCCUGAGCCUGACUGGGACAAUGAGAAUGACAUUCUCAAUGAACUCACGUGCAUCUGCGUGGUGGGCAUCGAAGACCCAGUGCGACCUGAGGUCCCAGAAGCCAUCCGCAAGUGCCAGCGGGCCGGUAUCACAGUCCGCAUGGUCACCGGUGACAAUAUCAACACAGCCCGGGCCAUCGCCAUCAAGUGUGGCAUUAUCCACCCUGGAGAGGACUUCCUGUGCCUGGAAGGCAAAGAAUUCAAUCGGCGGAUUCGCAACGAGAAAGGGGAGAUUGAGCAGGAGCGGAUUGACAAGAUCUGGCCAAAGCUGAGGGUGCUGGCUCGCUCGUCGCCCACGGAUAAGCACACGCUGGUCAAAGGCAUCAUUGACAGUACACACACUGAACAGCGGCAGGUGGUGGCUGUGACGGGGGAUGGGACCAACGACGGGCCUGCUCUCAAGAAGGCAGAUGUGGGCUUCGCAAUGGGCAUCGCAGGCACAGAUGUGGCCAAGGAGGCCUCAGACAUCAUCCUGACAGAUGACAACUUCAGCAGCAUCGUCAAGGCCGUGAUGUGGGGCCGUAAUGUCUAUGACAGCAUCUCCAAAUUCCUACAGUUCCAGCUGACUGUCAACGUGGUGGCUGUGAUCGUGGCCUUCACGGGCGCCUGCAUUACACAGGACUCCCCUCUCAAGGCUGUGCAGAUGCUCUGGGUGAACCUCAUCAUGGACACGUUUGCCUCCCUGGCCCUGGCCACAGAGCCACCCACUGAGACACUGCUCCUGAGGAAACCUUACGGCCGCAACAAGCCACUCAUCUCACGGACCAUGAUGAAGAAUAUCCUGGGCCACGCCGUCUACCAGCUCACCCUCAUCUUCACCCUGCUUUUCGUGGGUGAGAAGAUGUUCCAGAUCGACAGCGGAAGGAACGCCCCACUGCACUCACCACCCUCAGAGCACUACACCAUCAUCUUCAACACCUUCGUCAUGAUGCAGCUUUUCAACGAGAUCAACGCCCGCAAGAUCCACGGCGAGCGUAACGUCUUUGACGGGAUCUUCCGGAACCCCAUCUUCUGCACCAUCGUUCUUGGCACUUUCGCCAUCCAGAUAGUGAUCGUGCAGUUUGGCGGGAAGCCCUUCAGCUGCUCCCCUCUCCAGCUGGACCAGUGGAUGUGGUGCAUCUUCAUAGGCCUGGGAGAGCUCGUCUGGGGCCAGGUCAUCGCCACCAUCCCUACCAGCAGGCUCAAGUUCCUGAAAGAGGCGGGGCGGCUAACACAGAAGGAGGAGAUCCCUGAAGAGGAGUUAAAUGAGGAUGUGGAAGAGAUAGACCACGCAGAGCGGGAGCUUCGCCGUGGCCAGAUCCUGUGGUUCCGGGGCCUGAAUCGGAUCCAGACACAGAUUGAAGUAGUCAAUACUUUCAAGAGCGGGGCCUCCUUCCAGGGGGCCCUGCGGAGACAGUCCUCCGUCACCAGCCAGAGCCAGGACAUCCGCGUCGUGAAGGCGUUCCGUAGCUCUCUCUAUGAAGGGUUAGAAAAACCCGAGUCUCGAACCUCCAUCCAUAACUUCAUGGCUCAUCCUGAAUUCCGGAUCGAAGAUUCCCAGCCCCACAUCCCCCUCAUCGAUGACACCGACCUGGAAGAAGAUGCCGCGCUCAAACAGAACUCGAGCCCGCCGUCCUCGCUCAACAAGAACAAUAGCGCCAUCGACAGCGGGAUCAACCUGACGACCGACACGAGCAAAUCAGCUACCUCUUCAAGUCCAGGGAGCCCCAUCCACAGCCUGGAGACGUCGCUUUAGCUGAGGCCCCUGUCGCCUGGCCAUGCUCAUGGACCCGCCGCCACCCGCCUCCGGGCGCACACCCUUCCAGGCACCAACUCCCCGACGCAGCAAGGAGCACUGGGCGGAACCCACACAGAAGAGAGGGAACCCGUUUCCACACACAGACCUUUCUCUGGCUGCCAUGCUGUUUGAACUCUUUUUCACUCCUUAGACCUUGGGCGGGGUUGCCCUGGGGUCAUCUGGAGCAGAGAGUGGCGUGGAUUUUUUUUUCCAAAACAAAAAAUAAUAAUAACGAAUUAAUUUAAAAAAAAAAAAAAAUAGAGCCCUUCCAGGCUCCAGCCCAGACACGGACCAGCCAUGCACCCGCCGGCCCCCAGCAUGAAUGUACCUGGACACUUUUAAUCCCCUCCUUGGUUUGGUUCUUGGAGGGUUAGGGAGGGGAGUUUUUUGUUUGUUUCCUUAGGCGGGAACUGCAAACAGGAACUGGAACAGACUGCUGUUCAUUCAGUCCACUGGUCUAUGAGGUUUCAAAUGCUUGCCCAGCAUGGUCUCAAAUGUCUAGAUUAAUUUAAUAACUUUUUGAAAUCACAGAGUAGGUUUGCACCAAUGAAACCCAAGAACUCCACAGACACUCACGAGGUUAUAUCCGUUUCUUUGUAUCUAUAUCAACGUAUACUUCUUGAAGACUGUAUACGUGCGUAUAGAUAAGUAGAUAUUAUAUAUAUAUAUACAUAUAUAUACAUGGAUAUAUAAAGUUCCUUUGCCGGCAUGUUGCCUUGUUUCUGCUUAAAUUGCUCUAUUUUAACUUAUGUCCUAAAAAGAAGAAUGUAAUUUGUUUACAAACCUGUAGAUAAUGUCUUUGGCUAUUUGUGUGGUUUAAGGACACUGGUGGCCAAGAUGCUUACAAACAGCUCGGGCCCAACAGACACAUCCCCUGGAUUGCAUCCUUGAAGUUUUACGAUAGCCAUGCUCUGAUUUUUGCCUGCUAUUUCCGUUCAAUAACGUCACUACUGUGGGAAGCUCAGGCAGAAAGCCAACGGCUCCCAGGGAUCCACCCUGAGGGGCUAAGCAACACGCUCGCUCGCUUGCUCCACCGUAGACGAGGAGGGAGAAGAGGAGAGAAGGCUUCCCGGGCUUGCAACACAGCCUUCCAGGUCUGGUGACGUCAGCGUCUGUAGUGCACCCGGAGAAGGAAGGCUUUUCUCUCAAUGAAACUCGCUUGAGUUUACCGAGAGCAUUUCAGAACUGAGUUGUCUUUGGCGCUGUCUGUGAGUCAAGGUAGUGUUCAGAUAUUAUAAAUGCUAUUGUGUUGAAUUUUUUUUUUUUUAGUUAGUAAUUUAGAAGUUUCUUUCCUUAUAAACGGCAGCAUAGACACUGCUGACACACUGGAUGAGGGUUGGUACAGCUUGCUGCUUUCAGGUUUGUUUUUUUUUUUCUUUUUGAAGAAGAAUAGCCUUUUUUCUCUGCACUAUUUAGAUCCGAAUGAACCUUAUGAUGUGUACAUUGAGAUGUAUUCAGUGUGAUUUUUAAACCAAAUUGUCUUCCUGUAGUUACAAUAUAUACUGUAGCCUUUUAACAGCAAAUCCCGCUUUCCCAGACAGAAAGCCAUUCUGAUAUCUUCCCAUAUCACAGGUGAGAAAAGGUGGCUAUCCCCUCCCUCAACAAUAACAGCACUAGUUAUCCCACUUAAUAAGAGCUUGUCUGUCGGCCUCUUACUGCUAAGCACUUUGUGGGUCUCAGCUUUUUUUCAUAAAAGAACUUUUGUAUUUAAUACAAAGUUUGCUUUGAGACUUUUCAGCAUACAAUCUUUUUCCAUAAACUUGUACAGUGCAAAAGACAUUUUGAAUACCAUGACCGAUGAUGUCCCGUGCUUCGAGGAAACCAAACACUUUUCCGCCUCACUUGUGAACUCCAUCCUUCACUCCCUCCCUUCUCACAAUCGCUACUCCUCGCUCUUCAGCCUGGCCCCCCCAGCCCUCCAGGCCCAGAGACCUCUUCACUAAACAAGAUGACAGCCACUUGGGAAAAGAGCCAUAGUCAGCUGGGAGGGCCCACGUCUGCAUGGCUGUGAAAAACUUGUGUUAUUGGUUUGGGCUUCAAAGUCUGCCCAUCCCACCUGGCCAUAAUCUUUCUAUAAGGAAGAAUAUCUCUGAAGGAUUCUGAAUGUAUCCAGGAGAGAGAGAGCUACCUCCCCAGCAGGUGGACCAGCCCUAGAUGUACUCACUGGAUUCCAGUACAGACACCACCAGAGCCAGUCCAUAGUACCCCUCCAAGGGAGGGAAGGAAACCCGGGGCUGCCUUGGAACAGGAUAGGUUUUUGUUUUGGUUUUGUUAUUGUUGUUGUUGUUGUUGUUGUUUGAUUGGUUUGGGGACUUUUGGUGGGGAGUCCUUUGUCACAUUUUUUCAUCCUGCCCUCCUUCAUUCAACCAUAAAUCUAUGACCUCAUUCCAUGCCACCAGGGUUCUUGCGCUUACAAACGGGGAUCCUCGGGCUUUGGAACCAGGCCUCCAGGGCAAAGAGGAAGGGGUUCUCUGAGCAGAGCCAGGUUCUUGGACAGGGAGCAGAGGAAACUAGCAAGGAGGCCUGACCUUAGCACUUGCUUCCCGGUGUCAGGAAUGAGGGGUAGCCUAUGCCCCAGCCCCUCAUUCUCACACUCUUCCAUACACACACACACACACACACACACACACACACACACACCCAUACACACACACACACACCUACACAGGAGAUGGUUGGUUUGUCAGAACUCACUGUAAUACACAAGCUUGCACUUCCGCGUCCUAUAUCUAGCAGCAUGGGAUAUGUUUGGCAGUUCACCCCACUAGGGGGUCAAUAAUUUAUGACCAUUCAUCUGUUUUUAUGAAUUUUUUUAUCUAGACAAUAAUUGUAAAUAAAGAAUUCACCGUCUCUGCUCAUUUAAUACUA
Molecule: messenger RNA, 7304 nt
Organism: Mus pahari (shrew mouse)
Lineage: Eukaryota; Metazoa; Chordata; Mammalia; Rodentia; Muridae
Gene: Atp2b2
Product: ATPase plasma membrane Ca2+ transporting 2
Exons: 26
Coding region: 507-4394 (1295 amino acids)
Biological process (GO): regulation of cytosolic calcium ion concentration; calcium ion transmembrane transport
Cellular component (GO): intracellular membrane-bounded organelle; postsynaptic density membrane
Molecular function (GO): ATP hydrolysis activity; ATP binding; PDZ domain binding
Source: RefSeq, a predicted model, not a curated record